ACUUCCAACUUAAUAAAAUUUUUCACUAAAUUCUUUCAACUGAAUUCCGAACACGUUUUCAGUAUUUUUUCUGAAGUACCUAUUUCGCUAUCGGAUGUUGGUAAUUUAGUACGUAAAUCAAUUCCCGAAAUUAAUUAGAUAAACAUUUCUUAUUUUUAUACCACGAAGGAAGGUGCCCGAGUGCAUAAUGUUUCCACCGACGCGCAUUCGGAGUUGCCUUCCAGUCAUAAACCCGAUGUUCAGACGUUUAAAACCACAUAAACCAUUUAGACAAAUAUCGACCAUUCAUAAUCAAACAAAGAGCGUUAAUACAACGAGUACGAAAUUUCAGAAGACGAAAUGGAUGAAUUUCCGUGCGAUUUUUACAAAAUGGGUGCCUCUGGGAAGUGUAAUUUACGUUGGAUGGUGCUAUAUACGUGCAAGUGUAAAUUACGAGGUGUCAAAAGUAGAAAUAAAAUUCUACGAAAUGUUUCCUUUUAGAAUAACAAGUCGGUUAUGGGGACGUUUGGCGGCCUGCGAGCUUCCCGUAUCAAUACGAAGUCUCGUUUACGGUACGUAUGUUAAACUCUUCAAUGUUAAUUUAAACGACGCAGCUGUGAAAGAUCUAACAUAUUAUAAGAGCUUAUCUGAAUUUUUCACUCGUCCUUUGCGACCAGGGGCCCGAUACAUAGCCCCGGCGCUUUGUGUGUCGCCUUGCGACGGUGUCGUUCUAAACUGUGGUCCAGCAGAUACCGAUAAAAUAGAGCAAGUGAAAGGAGUAACCUAUAGUCUUGAAGAGUUCUUAGGAGAAAACAAAUGGUCCACUAACGAAAAUAAUUAUUAUAAUUCCUUAUUGAAAAAUAAAAAGAAUAUAUUGCACCAGUGCAUAAUUUAUUUAGCCCCCGGUGACUACCACAGAUUCCACUCCCCAUGCGAUUGGACCUCAAACUUUAGACGACAUUUCUCCGGCAAAUUGCUGUCUGUAAAUCCAUGGAUGGCUCGGCUGAUACCGGGUUUGUUCACUGUCAAUGAAAGAGCAGUUUACGUUGGAGAAUGGAAGCAUGGUUUCUUUAGUAUGACAGCAGUGGGAGCAACGAACGUUGGCUCUAUCGAAAUAUACAGUGAUCCAGAAUUAAGAACAAACACUAAAGGAAAGCGCAAUCGAAUUGAAGAGUUUAAAAAUACCGUUUCUUAUAAAAAGGGGGAAUUAUUCGGCCAGUUCAAUAUGGGCAGUACUAUUAUAUUGCUGUUCGAAGCCCCAGCCGACUUCAAAUUUGAGCUGAACGCUGGUGAACGAGUUCUUGUUGGACAGGCCUUAACUAUGACGUCGAAGGAGCAAGCUAGAUGACCGCUUUAUACAGAUCUCUUUCACAUAGCACAGGCUGCUAUUAUUUUUUAUGUAAUUUUGCUAACGCUCUAGCAGCCUUAUUGGUAAUUGUAUUAGUCGUAACUGAAAUGGAGAUUUUUAUAAGA
Vanessa tameamea is the source of this 1452-nucleotide messenger RNA. It is a transcript of the gene Pisd, whose product is annotated as phosphatidylserine decarboxylase proenzyme, mitochondrial. The coding region runs from base 188 to 1327 and encodes 379 amino acids. The record is from RefSeq and is a predicted model, not a curated record. The transcript has a single exon. Gene Ontology annotation, molecular function: phosphatidylserine decarboxylase activity. Gene Ontology annotation, biological process: phosphatidylethanolamine biosynthetic process. Lineage: Eukaryota; Metazoa; Arthropoda; Insecta; Lepidoptera; Nymphalidae. Gene Ontology annotation, cellular component: mitochondrion.